Molecule: messenger RNA, 1737 nt
Organism: Fibroporia radiculosa
Lineage: Eukaryota; Fungi; Basidiomycota; Agaricomycetes; Polyporales; Fibroporiaceae
Exons: 2
Coding region: 1-1737 (578 amino acids)
Cellular component (GO): membrane
Source: RefSeq, a predicted model, not a curated record
AUGGACCACCAGUACCCCUCAUCCUCGUCGGUGCUCAAUCGUCGAUGCUCAGCCCGCCGUCGUUCCGGAGUGCUCAGCCCAGCCCUGGAUUCGACCGCGCGCCGCCAAUCAUAUGACCGGGACGAUAGUUCUGAGCGAAACCUGGACCAGACGCUGACGGUGCAGGUCGAAGACGUGGAUGCUGCCGGUGGUGUGCCAACCGUGCUUCUUGUGCGGCCUUCGAGGGCGUCAGCUCUAACGCCUUCUUUGCCGCUCUUCCCCGAAAACUUUGCGAGUCUGCCUUGGAGAGUGGCCGAGGACUUGUAUUCCCCGAAAGCUCGAUGGGAGCACUUGGCGCCGUACAGCUCGUCUGCUCAUGCGAGUGGAGAUGACAGGACGCCUAGCUUCAGUCCUAUACCCCUCACCCCCCGCCCUCGACAACCAGCACGGGAGCCGUCCACGACGUCUGUGACCACAGCGCGCACAGUGGGCUCGCGUUCUUCUCGAUUGCCAACUCCGGAGUUUGGUGCACGAGCAGGGGAUGUGAUUCGCUCGUAUCUUCCUCGACUGUUCUCGUCUAGAGAGACGGACUCACAAGACUCUCGGCCACCUGCCCCCGUUCAUUUGUCCGGUAUUCACAAACACUUCUCGUCCGCAGCUUCAGAAGCGAGCACGGCUCUGUCUAUAGCGACCCCACACUCAAUCUCUCGUUCUGGCGGAGAAGGCGUUGACCAACGACGCCCACCAUUGUUGUCCUCAUUUAGUACUACCGACAAGUUCACACAGAAGUUUCCUCGUCCGCGCUCAGUCAUGAAGAACCAAAUCUUCAAGAGAGGACACAAAACCGCAUUUGCUGCGACAAUGCUCGAAGAAGGUGAGGGCCUCGGAAUCGACACCAUCGAUCGCUGGUCUUUACACAAGUGGUGUCUGUUAUUUUCCGUCUGCACACUUCUCGUGUAUGGAGUCGCGGGCCUCGUUUGCGCCAUCUCGACAUGGUUUCGAACAUGGGAACUGGCGAGUGUCAUGUACGUCGCUGACAACGACAUCCUCAUGCUCAUCACUUUUGCCUCCUCCAUCAUCCUGCUCACCUUCAUUGUCGGGAUCAGCGGCACCGUGCUCAACUCGCGCCCGAUUCUCGCCGUCUACGCUGUCCUCCUUUGGCCCGCGUUCCUCGCGAUCCUCGCGAUCGGCUACACGUCGUAUCACCGCUACGCAUUCGCGCUCGACCGCAAGCUGAACCUCGCCUGGAGUCAGUGGUACACGCCUGUCGGGCGGCUCGUCAUCCAGGACACGCUGCGCUGCUGUGGAUACUACGACUCUCUGCACGAGGCGACGCCGAGCAAACAGUGCUAUCCGCGCACGCCGCUCCCGGGAUGCAAGGGCAAGCUGUACCGCUUCGAGCGCGAGAAUCUUGCGACUAUCUGGUCUGCAGCCUUCGCACUCGUACCGGUGCACAUCAUGAACAUUAUGAUCUCCCUUCUCUGUGCGAAUCAUGUCACUCGGAUUUUUGGCAAGGGGAUUAUGCCCAAGCAAUACUGGUUGAGCGGGGCGGACGUCAGAGCAGAUGCGGAGAAGCUCAUGAACAUAUUUCCCGGCGUGGUGGUCAGACCAGGCUUGAUCAAGAAACUUUCAAACCCUGCAUUUCGAGGGGAUAGGGAAGACCGUACCACGAUCAACCAGGAGACGGACUGGGAUCGGUUUUCAAGCAUGCAUUCAAGUACAGGAUCAAUUGGGUUGGGAUUGUCUGAACAGUCUUGA